This is a messenger RNA of Hirsutella rhossiliensis, 1908 nucleotides long. RefSeq names its product fungal specific transcription factor domain-containing protein. The coding region runs from base 1 to 1908 and encodes 635 amino acids. Gene Ontology annotation, molecular function: zinc ion binding; DNA binding; DNA-binding transcription factor activity, RNA polymerase II-specific. The transcript has 3 exons. Gene Ontology annotation, biological process: DNA-templated transcription; regulation of DNA-templated transcription. The record is from RefSeq and is a predicted model, not a curated record. Lineage: Eukaryota; Fungi; Ascomycota; Sordariomycetes; Hypocreales; Ophiocordycipitaceae.
AUGAUGCCUGGCUCUCCUCCCCGUCCUCCGUCCCCGAUCACGGACCGGCCUCGGCGCCGACCAGCGAGCCGGGCUUGCGAUCGCUGCCGCCGCAGAAAAGCAAAGUGUGACUAUGUCGGCUCCACCGGGAGUUGCACCCACUGCCGCGACAACGAUGUGCGCUGCACCUUUGAUUUGCCCCUGGCCAGACGCGGGCCCAAGGCCAAGAAGAAGCCCGAUGCUUUGCUUUCAGCCUUGUCCUCCGCCCGUCAACCACCUCUGCCGCCAUCCGCCGCCAGCGGGAGCAGCGCGGCAGCCAGUCCCGCCGUCAACCCGAGCAGCAUCCACCACGUGCUCUCUUCCCCGGUCAUCAGCGACGCCCCGACGCCCAGCCUGUCCGCCUCGGGCCAUGCCGUCCCGGCGCUGAGUCGGUGGCGCGCCCUGUCCCGCGCCGUGCAGCUGGCUUUGCGCAACACGACCCUGGAGUGGACCGUGACUCGCUGCCUCGACCUCUUCUUCGAGUAUCUCUACCCCCUGACGCCCUUGGUUCACGAGCCCAGCCUCCGAGAUGGCCUCGACUUCUUCCUCACCGAGGCCACCGCAUACGCAACCGACCACCCACCGAACUCAGCAUCCCACUCCGACUUGGACACAGCACCUUCGACCACCACCGUCGCGGCAGCCGGCGUGAGUCGGCCAUGGUCUCGGUUCCCCCGGAACGAGGUAUACGCGGGCUCCAACGGCGAGUCCCUCAAUACGUGGCCCGACGCCACUUUUACCUUCAUCACAGCCGUCUGCGCCGAGGCGGCCUUUCUCCUGCCCAAGGACAUAUUCCCGGAAGGAGAGCGCGUGGCCGACAUCUUCCUCCGAGCCUCGCGCGACUGCUUGGCACAUUAUCUAGAAGCAGAUCUGGAGAGCCCCAACGCAAACUCUAUCACCAUUCGUUACUUUCACUCCAACUGCGUUCAUGCGGCUGGAAAGCCAAAGUACUCGUGGCACAUCUUUGGCGAAGCGACACGUCUCGCGCAGGUAAUGCAUCUCCACGACGAGUCGUCCCUCGAGGGGCUGCAUCCGGUCGAGGCCGAGCUGCGGCGCCGAGCCUUCUGGAUCGUAUACAUGGGAGACAAGUCGGCCGCCGUUCUCAACAACCGUCCCAUCACCCUUCACAAGUUCUCUUUCGAGUCAGGCAUCACCAUUGAGUACCCAAGUGGCCUCGGGGCCCCGGCCCCCUCUCCCAUCGGUCAUGUUCCAUCAAACCCUGCUGUCCGAGCUCAAGGUGCCCGGCAGAGCUUCAUAGACGGGUUCAACGCAAACCUGCGACUCUGGCAGGCGGCCUCGGACGUCGUGCUCGAGAUACGAUUUUUGCAAGACCAGAAACCAUCGCCGAGAUAUUCCCACACGCCUUCCGAGAUUUUGUUGACAGAAGAUGAUCGGCAACGGCUCGACUCUCACUUUGUCCGCUUCAUCACCUGCCUCGACGACUUGCCACCGUACCUGCAGUCGUACACGUUUGCGGCCAUUGCCAGCGGGGGCAGGCAGACAACGCAGUCGACCCAGUUCAUCAUUCAGUGCGCGAACCUUCAAGUCUCUUUUCACUGUCUGCGUAUGGUCAUCAACCAGAAGUUUGAGGACAUCUCCUAUUUCCCUCCCGGCGCCGAACAGGCCGACCUGAGGAAGACGGAGAUUGUUCGAGACAUGUUGCGGGUCAUGCAUGAAGCGCCCUUCUGGUCUUUGCAGGUCAACGGCGAGCCCUAUGUGGAAAAGAUUCGCUUGAUAGGGGCCAGUUUGCUGGCCAUCAUUCAUCGAAACCAGACAUCUCCUCUCGGCGCGAGAGCACGCGGCGACUUUACGGUCCUCCUUGACAUACUAACAAGGCUGGAUUCCAGGGCAUCUGACGCGCUACGAAGCAACUCUACGCUUUAUACUUAG